Molecule: messenger RNA, 888 nt
Organism: Schistosoma guineensis
Lineage: Eukaryota; Metazoa; Platyhelminthes; Trematoda; Strigeidida; Schistosomatidae
Source: the annotation of a GenBank genome assembly
CUAACCUUGGGGGACGCAAAUUGUAUAUAGUUAGGCGUUACAGUGAGGAGAUACCAUCUAUUCAAAUUAUGGCAUAUUCAAGUCGUGAUGAUAAUUCAGUAGUACCAAAUUACGCAUUAGAUACAAGUCUAGCAACAAACAAAUUACGUAUUACUAUACAAAUUCAUGGCUUAAAAUCAUCAACUAUAUUAGAAUUUCAUAAAAAACUUAUUCCCAAACUUUACAAAAAAGCAUCAAAUGGUGAAAUAGUAUUUCAUCUAAGUAAUGAUGGUUUUCUGUUUGAAUUUCAUGGGCUUGAUACUUUAAAAGACUGUAAUUAUCGACUUCAUGUUAACAAAUUACCGGGCACACUAGAUAAUAAACGGUCACAAUUGAUUGUACGUGAAGAUGCUGUGGAAAUUAUUCUCAUAAAAAUUGACGAUAGUUCAUGGUCAUCUGUUCUAAGUGAGGGUUUACAUAUUAUUGAGAAUGAGAAGAAGUAAUCUUUUCUAUGUGAUAAUAAGUUCUUUUUUUCGAAGACAUUCCAGCUUAUAAUAAAUACUGCUUUUCAAUUUGCCUACUUUUCCUACCAGGUUUUAGGUAAAUGUAAAUAAUUUAUUUGAUUUCCGGUUUGUAUCUUCAGUUUAUGACUUCAUUUACUAGUUUAUAUGUAUUCAAAUUUUAUUUUAAUUUCCUGACAAAUAAUUUACGUCUUGUUUAUUACCAGUGAAAUGCUGUUUUCUUAAUUAAUGUACACUAAGAACAUUUUGUUGCAUUUUGACAAUAGACUCAUGUAAAAAAAAACUUUUUUUCGUUAUUUCGGUUUGCUUGAUCUACUGUAAGUGAAGUUAAAUUUACUGUGACUGGCAUUUUCUUUUUCAAUAAAGAUUAAUCUUAAUAUAAAUUUAC